This is a messenger RNA of Rotaria sp. Silwood2, 1170 nucleotides long. NCBI's taxonomy places the organism in Eukaryota, Metazoa, Rotifera, Eurotatoria, Philodinida, Philodinidae. The record is from the annotation of a GenBank genome assembly.
AUGUUGUCAAACGAUGAAUAUAGAAACAUUAUAUGGAAACUUGAUCACGUACCAGAAAAUCUUCAUGGACAACAACGUCAAAACUAUACACGAUUACUACGCCAACAGACCAAAGAACAUGAAUAUGCAACAAAAUUUAUUCCAUUUGAACCAUUACCACAUAUACCAUAUUUUAUAAAUCGGACAACAACGAAACAGUGUUUACAUCAACUUAUUAAAGCUGCAACAGUAUCACCUGAAUUUACUCUUGAUACCGAAUCAAUGAAUAUAUAUAAAAAAGAAAACAAACCCACAUUAAUACAAUUACAGAUUUUUUUACCACAUCAUUCAUCAUGUGCUCUUAUCAUCGAAAUGUAUCAUCUUCCAAAUGAAAACCAUAUUUGUUUUAAAUUAAUUAAAGAUUUAAUUGAAAUUAUUUUUUCACAAGAUAAAAAACUUUAUACAUGGGGCUCAAUAAAUGAAUUAAAACCGUUCGUCAUAUUUAAAUUAUUUUCAUAUGAACAACUUAAUCGUAUGAAUCCCAUUAAUUUACAAGAAAAUUUCAAAAUAUUUUGGAACAAACAACAUCGUCAUAAAUCAUCUAGUUCAACAUCAUCUAAUAGUUCAAGCGAUAAUUGUCUUUGUGAAGCAUGUAUAGGAAUAGGACCAUCUGAACUUUGGUCUCUCCAGAAUUCCGUUGCAUUUGAAUUAAAUGAAUACCUGCCAAAAAAACUAACAAAUCAAGAUUUUAAUAUGGGACUUGAUCCAAAUCUUCAUCAUACGGACUCCAAAGAAAAACAUCAUCGACAACAACUUAGCACAUACGCACUAAAUGAUUGUCUAUCAAUGCAACGAAUUAUAAUUCAAAUGAAAAAUAAAAAGUUCGAAUUUAAUUCUCAUUUGAUCCAAUAUGAUCCAUAUGAUUUAUCUGAAUUAUCACCUAUUUCUUCAACAGAUGAUGAUAUAUUUUUAUUAACACAACUAUCUUCCAAUCAAUUAAAUAAACAGGACAUUAAAUCUUCGAUUAAUAAUGAUUCAUCAAAUUUACAAAGUGAACCAUGCACUCCAUCUAUUGAACUUCUUGAAAAUAAUUUUAUAUUACCAUCAACUCAAGAAGAUUUGAUCAUGAUUCAUUCCCCAGACCAAUCAACUCCAUCAUUUACUUACACACAUACAAAAUCACAUGAUUAG